Molecule: messenger RNA, 14508 nt
Organism: Adineta ricciae
Lineage: Eukaryota; Metazoa; Rotifera; Eurotatoria; Adinetida; Adinetidae
Source: the annotation of a GenBank genome assembly
AUGAAAAUUGAUCGAUCGAAAUUGAAAAAAUAUCUGCCGGAACCGCCGGCUGAUUGUAAAUUAUUCAUUGAUAAAUUAAAAAGUUGUGAUCGAAAAGAACUUCAUGAACUAUUAAAACCCAUAACCAUAUGGCAUAUCGGAAAAUGUGAACUUUAUCAUUGGAUCGACGCAUUGGAUCUGUUCGAUUCAAUUCUAGAAGAAGCUUGUAUAAAGACUGGAACAUGGAUGCUUAAUUGUGAUAAACCAGAAAAUGCGGAAUUAAAGAUCUUAGUACUUGACAUUCUCCAUUUUACUGCAUUGCUAAUUGAACAUUCGUAUUCGCGUCAUUUAUAUAACUCUAUUGAAUAUUUAAUCAUGUUAUUACAAUCAUCUGAUGUACAUAUUGUACUUGGUGUUCUUUCACUUCUCUAUGUAUUCAGUAAACGUUCGAAUUUUAUCACAAGACUUCAACAUGAUAAAAAACAAGCAUUGAUUGGUCGGCUUAUAUUCCUAGCUGAAACUUGGGGUGGGCGAGAGAAUGGUUUCGAUUUAGCUCGCUGCUGUAGCUUUCGCAAUCCUGCAGAUUUUCCUGAACACGCCACAAAUCUACAUUUUGCAUAUACAGUCUCAUCGGAAGCGUCAUCGACGAACGGUCCAACAAUGCAAAUUCCUAGACAGAUUGAUAUUCCAAAUGUUCAUCUGGCUGGACCUAAUGCUGCUGCUGUGAUGGAACUCGCACUUGCUGAACAUACUUUACCAGAAGACAAGCAAAUCAAACUAUUUACUCAUCUUCGUUUAGCGUAUUCAUUUCCAUCAUUCGAACAGCGCUUACUGUGUAUACAAGCACGCUUACAAGCCUUAUCCAUACUUGUGUAUUCCGCAGCCAUACAAGAAGCAAGUAAUGUUCUCUAUGAUGGACUUAUUGAGGAAUUAGUUGAAGUAUUGAACGUUCGCGAUCCGACAUUGACAGAUAUAAAAGCAUCAGCUUUGAAGACAUUAACAUCAAUAAUUCAUCUCGAGCGGACGACAAAACAUCCACCACGUUUACAAGAAAUCAUCGAAGCAACACAAGCAAAUUCUUAUCAUGGAUUUCUCCCAGUUCUCGUUCGACAAUGUAUCGACAAAUUAACUGACGAUAGUAAUGAAAGAUUUCCACAGUCGUUGUCAACAGCAUUAUUUUCAUUUCUCUAUCAUCUGGCAUCGUAUGAAACAGGUGGCGACGCAUUAGUAAACUGUGGUAUCAUGCAGUCGUUGGUUAAAGUCGUGAACUACUACGAUGAAUCUCAAGAUUUUAUUAUGUUUGUCACACGUGCUGUUCGAGUGAUUGAUUUAAUUACAUCAUUAGAUAUGACAUCAUUUCAAACUAACAAUGGUUUACAAGCAUUUAUUAAUCGUUUAGAACAUGAAAUAACUCAAUGUCGUAAAGAACAACCGUUUACCAUUCGCAUACCUAAACGUAAUCAGGGUACACCGACUGCACAUCUUGAUAGUCAUCCACCCUUAUCUCCAGGUGCUCAAUCGGAUAUAUCAGGCGAACAUCCGUCGGUAACAACAGCGAAUACAACGGCGAAUUCAACUAUACACUUAGGUAAAGAUAUGGAUACAAGUGAAUUUUUCGAAGAACAUCAAGAAUCGAUUCCUCAAAGUCCAAUACCAGGUUUAACAUGUUAUCAUCAACGUGCUGCACUGCUUAAAUCGAUCUUAAAUUAUUUGAAAAAAGCCAUCACUGAACCAACAAUGGCGGACACAACACGUCAUAUCAUGGAUGGUUCGUUACCGAAUUCUCUUAAGCAUAUCAUCAGCAAUGCAGAAUAUUACGGACCAUCGUUAUUUCAUUUGGCAACUGAUGUUGUCACCUUAUUCAUCUUUCAAGAACCUUCGCAACUAUCAUCUCUGCAAGACAAUGGUCUAACUGAUGUUUUAAUGCACGCCUUGUUAAAAAAAGAUGUACCAGCUGCUCGCGAUGUGCUAUCAUCUUUACCGACUAUCUUCAGCUCUUUAUGUUUGAAUACACGUGGCCUAGAGAAUUUCAUGGAAUAUAAGCCAUUCGAUAAGUUAUUCCGUGUUCUUCUCUCACCGGAAUAUCUACCGGCCAUGAGACGACGACGUGGCACAGACACAGUCUAUGGUACGGCAUCAAAUCUUGGCAAUGCAGUCGAUGAAUUAAUGAGACAUCAAGUUAGUUUACGUACAGAAGCAAUGAAAUCCAUUAUAACUUUACUGGAACAAUUGGUUGAAAUCGGAAAUAAUCCAAAAUACUGUUGUCAAAAACCACAUUCGUCGUCCUCCUCAUCAACAACAAGUAAGCUAACUGACACAAUACGCACACAACAUCGAACAGUGCGAACAACGAAUACAACAAAUGCGAACACGGCAGGAAAUGAUCGAAAUUCGUCCGAUGAUGAAUACGAUGAUGACGAAGCAACGAAUGACGAAGCACCUCUAGCUAAUCGAUCAGCACCACCACAACCAACAACAACAGCCACAACACCACGCGGAAGCAUAAUCACAGCAACGGCUACAACUCCAACAGCGGCUGCAGCAGCAGCAACGACGACUACAUCUGGAGUGUCAACCUCACCGGAAACAAUAGCAAACGUUCCUAUUGUUCUUAAUCAAACACUAUUAAGUGAAAAUAAAUCUGAAGAUGAAUCAGUACCUAUCGCCGUUCCAUUAUUAGAUUAUAUUACGAAUGUAAUGCGUUUUGUCGAAGGUGUUAUCAGUAACAAUACAACCGAUGAUCAUGGAAAAGAAUUCGUUAAACUAGGCGGUUUAAAACCGUUAUUAGACAUUCUACAAAUGAGAAAUUUACCAAUCGAUUUUCCAUCAAGCCAAGCGUGUCAAUGUGUUGCAGCAUUGUGUAAAUCAACAUUGACACUUCUUGUCAAAGAUAAUAAACUAAUCGAAAUGGUUAUAACAAACCUUGACAAUAUACUAAAUUCACUAACAGAAUUUUAUUCCGCUCGUACGUAUGACGGUUCGCUACUGAUCGAAGAAUUAGCUCGUGCGGUUUCAUCAUCAACGCCGAUUGAUCCAAUCGAUGCAAUUAAUCAAUCGUCAUUAACUCCUACGCUUCAUCGACUAUCCGUAGUUCAUUCUCAUAUCUCGUUAUUAAUAUCUUUAUGUAAAAUAAGUCAAACGGAUGUUCGUGGAAUUUUAAUUAGUUUUUGGGGCACGGAAACUGGCUUACGGGUGUUGAGAAACUUAAAUAAACUAUGUUUGACAUUAAUAUGGGAAAGUUCGAUAUUAUUAUCGUUAUGUUCUUCAGAAACGAAUCUUAUUGAUCAACAAUUCAACAAAAAUGAUUUAUUGAAAUUAUUUCCAUUGAUUAAUGAUUUAACAAAUACGAUUUCACCGUUGCAUAACGUCUCAAAUCAGUUGAACGACUUGACAACUAAUGAAACUGCUCGAACAUUCGAUGUUGAUGAAAUCAUUUCGAUGGAUACAAGUGAUUUCACCAAAUUGAAACUAAAGUUGUCGUCUAACAUUCAACAACGAAUCAAAACUAUCAAACCACUACUAUGUGUUUCAUCGAAACUUGGUCGAGCAUUAGGCGAACUUUACAAUUUACUUGUUCGACAAUGUUCAACGUCACAAAUGCGACAUGCAAGACGUUUUAAUCAACAACCAACUGCUUACACACCAACCGCAUCAGCGAAAUAUGUCACAUCGACGUUAACCGAAGUUUUACGCGACGGAUUUUCGUUCCAUUUGCCAGCAAAUAACAAUUUAUCUGAAAGUCAAAUCGAAAAAUUUCGUUUAACAUUCUUCGUAUGUACAAUAGGUUUCGCCACUCCAAUGCUAUUCGAUGAACGUCGUCGUCCAUACAUGUUAAUGUUACAACAGUUUGAAUCGUCCAAAGCUCAAGAAGCUUUAUUUUCGGCACUCGAAUGGACGCUGAAUUUAAUCAACCGUCAAUCUCAGUCAACUGAUGAUCAACAGCUCUCUCAGUUAAACAACAGCUACGAUGCAUCACCGACAGAAUUUCUUAAUUCAGCACUAAUGCUUAUCUUACGUUUGGUCAAUGUGAAAUCGAUUCUGGAAUCUCCGUACUCGAUUGCGAAAAAAUCGCAAUUAGAAGGAACACAUUAUACACCGUUCAAUCCGUUACAUUACUUAGCAGCAACACAUAAAUCCGCAUUUCAUAUCCUAACAAAUUCAUAUUCAGUUCUAUGGGACAAGCCGUAUCUACUGAAAGAUCAUGCCACAAAAAUUAUCGACAGCAUACUCUCAAUAUUUUGUCAUAUUUUACGCGGUGAAUCGCAAAUUCAAAAGAAGCUCCAAGACGAAGAACAAUUACAACAACAACAACAACAACAGCAACAACCACAACCACAACAACCAAAUGCAGUUUUGGCAUCCACAAGUUCAUCCAACGAUGUCAAUCAACAGCAGCCAUCAUCGAUAGACGCAGAUCUUGCUGGUUCAUCGGGCUUACAGGGAAACAAUGCGACACCAUUGAAUGAGGACUAUAUUCAGUCGAUUACAUCUAUGGGCUUUUCACGUGAACACGCCAUCGAAGGCCUCAUGCAAACCAAUAAUAAUCUCGAACUAGCUGUGGAUUAUUGCGUUAGUCAUCCUCCAACAAUCGUGGCACCGCAACCACAAAGUAAUGUUCCUGAUAUGGAUGCUGAUAUGGCAUGUGCUUUACUUUUAUCACUAGGUCAAGAGGUAGAUGGAGCAGCUUUGGCCAAUCCAGUCGCAGCAUUAGCUGCUCUAUCUAGAGAUAAUAAUAACAUUGCCAGCAGUGAAACAAACGCAACGUCAACAACAGAAUCAGCACCGUCGGCACCAGCAACAGCGGAGAAUACGAAUCAACAAAAAGCCGCUGGCCAAAUUGAACCAUUGUCGAAAGAAUCUGUUGAUCGAUUUACUGAUUCAAUCAGAUUAAAAAUUCUCGAUAUACUACCCGACACUGUAUAUAAAAUGUGUGAGCUUGUUGUAACAACUAUGCACCGAAAUGGUAUUGCAUGGCGUGAUCAUUUCUUAGAAAUCAUUGCCAAUGACAUUAAAACAAGUUACUUAUCGCUGAUUGAAUUGUUGGAUAAGAAUUCAUCGGACGAAAACCAGCAGCCAACAGCCGUAUUUCUCAAUGAACAUCAAAAUUCUGUUCUAUUCAGUCGAAUAUUAUUAAUGUCGUUAUUAUUUGAAGAAAUGCCGUUUCCAUGUGCACGAGUUGUCGAAAGAUUUUCAUUAGUCAAUUAUUUUUGCAUAUUAAUUCAUCGUACAACAGACUAUCUAACGAAAUUAAAUGAAAAGAAGACACCAGCAUGGUUGGCAUCCGCAUUUAUAUUUGUCGAUUUAUAUGAAAAAGUCUCGUUGGCAUCGAAACGUCGCGCUAUUAUCAAUGAAAACUAUCGAGAUUGUACACGCGUAUGGCAAUGGUUCGACGAACGAACUGUCCGAUGGACUAAUUAUCCGAUCGCGCAGAACAAACAAAUCGAUGAUGCUUACGCUAAUGGUGAACCAUCGUGUAAAAUUCUUAUUCAACGUCGAAAUUAUCUCAUACAAUUUAGUACAAUGUUACAAACGAAUGAAGAAACACAUAAUAAGCGACCGAUUAUGUUAACCUUUGUAAAACCAUCGACGAAAACAAAUGCAGAUGGAUCAACACAAGCUCCCCUGGUACCGCCAAAGUUAUCAUCUGUCCUGUCAGCUUCGGAUACAAGUGACGACGAUGACGAUGAUGAUGAUCACGACGAUGAUGAUCAUCAUCAUGAACAACCUGGACAAGGAGUUGCAAUCACAUCGACUAAAAGCAAAAAAGUCGAAUCUAUGGAUACCGAACAACAAAUGGAUACAAAUGUAUCGAUCAUCGAAUCAUUAGCUGAUGAACAUGCAUUGAUAUUAACCAGUGAUUGUGUGUACCUAAUUCGCAUGCCAGUAGAUCCCGAUGCUAUUCAUGCAUUAUUACGUCUAAUAUUACGUUUAACACGUGAUUAUAAAUACGCUCGACAAUUUGCUCAGUCAGGUGGCAUCCAAGCAAUAUUAAGUUUAACUCAAACAUCUGCUUUUCAAGGCUGUGCAUCGUUAAUUACACUGAUUUUUCGUCACGUCAUGGAAGACGAUAGUAAUUUGCGUUUAGCAAUGGAAAAAGCUAUCCGACAAGCACUAACUGGCAACCAUGGUGGAUCCAUUGGCGUUCAACCUGGCUGUCCUGGUUCUCAUGAACUAAAUGUUAUUUUGCGCAUACUCGGUCCUGCAAUGACUCGUUCACCAGAUAUUUUUCUAGAUGUUGCAUCCAAUGUUUUACAAUUGUUACCACCAUCAGCUGGCCGUCUGCCAGGCUCAAUCAGUCGAUAUACGAAUCCAUUCAGCACGGAAGAUGAUCAUUACUCCCAUGGAAAUCUACACAAGGGACCAUUGAUAUUACAAGCACGACCAGCCACCAGCCAAACUACAGCAACCACUGCUACUGCAUCUAACACUACCAUUGGCAAUACUACAUCGACAACAGAGCAUAGUUCUCAACAUCGUGUCGCUCGACCUAAUUCAACAACAGCAUCGCACGACUCAGCCGGAGGACUAGCUGAACGUCUACUAGUAGAUCUACUUGAUUUCUUAUUAACAAAUGACGAUGCUACUCCGAAACGUUUAUUAUCGAAAUCAACUGUUUUACGUAUACUUGCUGAAUUGAUCCGCUCUUAUGCUAACGUGGCCAAACUUGUUUCGACCAAAACAUUUACACUGUCCGAUAAUCAAUCAUGUUCAGCACUCUCAUUCAUUCUUGAUCAUUUGUUACCUGGCACAAACAAUCAACAGAUUGAUUACGAUAAAGACAUUCCAGCGCUAUGUCGUCUAUUUCUUGUUGCAAUGGCUGCUUGCAAUCAUUGCUUAGAAUCACAAAUGAAUUUAGUCAACGAAGUCAAAAUGUCAUUGAAUAAGAUCUUGGUUUUACCUGAAUGUGAUGAAAAACAUCUGAGAUUACAAGCAUUAGCAAAUAUUAUCAAUACGAUGAUUGAAUCAUGUCCAGCACCGAAUACAUCCGCACCACAACAAGGACAACAUCGUUUAUCGCAAUCCAUCAUCAACAACAUGGUUAAAAUUAUGUACAAACGUGGUCUCAUCAAUGAUCUAGCAAAAAUGAUACAUAGUAUAGAGUUAUCAAGUCCAAAAUUAGCCGAUACGGUUAACGCAGUUCUUAAACCGAUGGAAACUUUAUCACGAAACAUCAAUCUUGCAACAUCGUUACAUGUUCCAGCUUCUGCUCGUCCACACGCAACGCGGCAUCCAGCAGCGACGUCCACAAAUCAAACGGAUGCUUCAACUGUUCCAUCAGCAACAUCAACAACAACAACAACAGCAACAUCAACAACAGCAUCCGAUGCUGCAUCUACCUCAACACCAAAUCAGACAACGACUACAAAUCCAGAUCAAGCAAUAAGAGCGACGGCAGACGCAUCACAAUUGCCUGAACAGCAGACAGCACAUAAUUCAAGUCUUACUUCGUCUCACAAUGAAAAUCGAUCUUCAAUGGAUAAUGCAAAUCCAAACAAUAAUAACACUUCAUUGAAUUCUGCCAGCCAAGUUUUAUUGAGUAUUAGCCAAGAAGAACUCAUGAAUGCAACUGAUAUGGAGCCAGUGGCCGGUUUACCACAAGAUGUUGAUAUCUUCGAGCGAAAUAUUCGCGGAGCCGCGCCCUCAUCGACCGAUGAAGAUGAAUGUGAUGGAGACGAUGAUGAUGAUGACGACGAUGGGGAGAGUAUUGAGGAUGAAGACGACGACGACGAUGAUGAAGCUGUUGGUACAAUUAACGUGGAAUUCGAUGUUGCACAUCCACUUGAUGAUACCCAUGAGCACGAAACAACUUCAAGUUCGACAGCAACUAGUGAUGGUCAAGAUGAUGAAGACGAUGCCGAAGAAACCGAUAGUCCAGAUGAAGAUAUUGAUAUGGACAGUGCCAAUGGUAAUGAUCGUGAUCCACAACAUCGUUACAGUGACGAUGAUGAAGAUAUUACUAGUGAAGAGGAAGGAGAUGUUCGUUUGACUGGGCCAAUAGCAGCCGGCGAACCACAUGAUGAUGAGCUUGAUGAUGAAAGUGAUAAUAGUGAUAGUGAUGAAACACAUACGGGAGAUGAACUAGACGAAACCGAAGGACCAACUAUUGAUAUACAUAUUGAAACAGCAUCGAGCCAAUCAACCGACGAACAUUUAGCUGGUGAUAAUGAUAGAAAUGAUCAAACAAAUGAAACAUGUGGUCAUGCCAAUGCUGAAACAGCGAAUAACAAUGACAAUAAUCAAGAAGAAGAGGAUGAUGAUGAUGAAGAUGAAGAUGAGGACGAAGAAGAAGAUGACGAAGAACAAGAUGAUGAUGAAGAUGAUUUUGCUGGUGAUGAUGAUGCCAAUGCUGCCGAUAUCGAAGAAAUGAUUGCCAAUGACAUGGAUGCCGCUAACGCUUGGCAGGAUGAAGAAGAAGAGGACGAGGACGAAGAUGAUGAAGAUGAAAGUACCGAAUUUGAAGAUGAAGAUGGUGACAUAGCAGAUUACGUUCACGAAAUGGAAUUCGACGAAGAAGUUCUGUCUGAAAUUCGUAAUAAUCUUAUGUCACCAACUGAUAUUGAUCCGAUUUUAAUCUCUAAUCUUCAAGGUGUACGAAUUCGUGCAACUGGUUUCCCAUCAUUACAUGGCAUCAAUGAUACUACUGAUCCUGCUCUUCCUCCACCACCAAUGAGUGUUCCAGCGUUACAUCCAUUACUUGUUCAUCAUGCUGACAAUCAAUUGAGUUCAGGUGCUUUUUCACGAUUUCGUCAAUUAGGUGCAACUGCGACGACAACAACUACUGCCCCGAAUCCAGCAGUAAGCUUAAAUGUUUUGCCGACACACGGCGCUCAAGCUGCAACAUUAACGUUUGGCCAGCAAAAUGGACCCACAGCAACAAUUCUCACAGGACCAGCAGCUGUUGCUGCACAUCAACAACUCGCUCAUCAAACACAACGGAAUCGUACAACACGAACACUGUUUAUCCCAGGGGGCACAACAGCAUUCGGUCGCACAGCAGUCGCUGCCGGUGGCUUCUCUGACUACCUCAAUCAAGUGAAUCAGCUGGACGUUGAUCCAUUAAGUGGUUCAACAGUGAACAAUGGUAAUAUACAGGGUACAACAACAGCACGUAUUCUUGUUGGCAAUGGUGCUGAUCCUGAUGCAUGGCGAUUUCUACAUGAUCAAAUUCUAAUGGAUAUUGCUCCACAAGCAAACGAAGGCAAUGAAAACAUCGAUGGAACAAAGAUCUACAUGAUACGUACACCAUUAGCACGUUGGAUGGAAGAGAGUGUAGUAUUAGAUGGACCAUAUGUACAUGAUACUGUCUUAGCAUUGAAAUCGAAAAUCACUGAGCCAUUAGAGAAGCAAUAUGAAUCCGAAUUACAAGUUGUGCUAGCGAAAAAAGCUAAAGAUGAAGAAGAACGUAAAAAACGUGCCGAAGAGAAAGCUCGACAAGAUGCUGAACGUACACAAGCCGCCGUUGCCGCUGCUGCAGCUGCCGCAGCAUCUACAACAGCUACAACCGAAACGUCAACUACGACUACUGAUCAAGCGCAAACUACAGCAACGGAACCAGUUAUCACCGUGCCCUCAACAGGUUGCGAAAUACAGCAUGUCAAUGAUAUUGUAAUGACUUCUCCUGAGCAAUAUCGUCUAACGCAAACAUCAUCCUUUACUGAUACAGUCCAAGAUAUCAGUUCAAGCCUGGCUCGACCAGCUAGCGAAGAGUCAACAACAACGACCUUGCCACCUACAGGAGCAGUUACUAGUCCAUUACCAACUGACAACAUGUCAACAGGCGGUCAAUCUCCUGCUCAGUUAGCUACGUCACCAACAACGUCUAUGGAAAUAAAUCAUCCAUCACCACCUAAAGAUGCAUCCAACGAACAAGAUCAGCAACAUGAAGAACAAUCAACUACGAAUGCUGAAACGACGUUGACAGCGUCGACAACUACAGAAGAAGUUCCUUCCACGACAGAUGCAAUAGUUGAACAGCCAAGUGUAUCUGCUACUGCCACGUCAACUACAACAGCACCACCACCUGAACCUGAAGUUGAAUGGACUGUCUUAGUUAUCGAUGGCCGUGAAUUUCGCGUUCCGAAAGCGUUAGAAAUCGAUCCAUCAUUUUUAGCUGCCUUACCCGAAGAACUACGUCAAGAAAUUCUAACUGACCAAGUCCGAAAUUUUGAACGCGAAGAAAGUCAACGACGUGCUCAACGCGCUGCUGCAUAUGCUGCUGCUAAUCCGACAGCCAGUUUAAAUACACAAUCAACAGAGAAUGCAACUAAUGACAAUUUUUCAAUGAGAACCAAUCAAGCAACAACAGAGGCUGUUAUUGGUGAAAUGCUCGGUGAAAUUAAUCCGGAAUUUAUUUCUGCCCUACCACAAGAAAUUCGCGAAGAAUUAUUAGCUGAACGUCGUCGCACUGCGGCAGCCAUGGCUGCGAUGAGUGGUGUUAAUCUACCUGAUAGUGGUCCAGCCGAGUUUUUACGCACUUUACAACCACACCUUCGUGAACAAGUCCUUGCCGAUAUGGACGAGAGUCAAAUCGGUGCUUUACCUGAGGAUAUAGCGAAUGAAGCUCGAGCAUUACGCGCAGCAAUGGAAACUCAACAACAGCAAUAUCUACGUGAUCGUAUGGUACGAACUCAUCACGAUAUGAUGAACAUGUUAACCAAUAAUACACAUCAUAGUACACGUCCUAUUCGUAUGUAUAAUUUACGUGCUUUGCAAGAAGCACGAAAUAAUCGUACUGAUCGACAAUCGACUAAUUGGUACUCACUACGUGCUGGAGCCAAUGCUGGCGAUUUGAAUAGUAAUCCAUCGACACUAGGAACGCGUGGUCGACAGCUAUUGGAUUAUGAAUCGGUCUGCUGUUUGUUAGUCUUGCUAUUCAUCGACGAUCCACGUCUAAAUCUUCCACGUUUACAAAAAGUUCUUCGAUACCUAUGCCAUCAUAAUCAAACACGCCAAUGGAUCAUCAAAGCUCUCUUAUCGAUCAUCAACAAAAGUACAGGAAGUACAGAGUACGAACCACCAACAUCAACACCAGGUGCACCAACGUUAGUACUGAAAAAUCCGUCUACAAACAAUCAAUCGCAAUCCUCUACUAGCACUGCUGUUACUACUAGCAAUAACAAUGAAACACAGCAAGUGAAAAUCAUUAGCCCAUCAUGGUUAACAAUCAAUUUCGAAAGUGCAUUCGGUGCACGCACCAAUGUUUUCAGAAUUCUACGUCUGGGCAAUACAAAACGUCACGGCUCAGUGCAAAUCUCUGUUCAUGCUCAAGCAUGCCCUAUUGUUUGCCGACAAGUGCUUGACUCAUUGAUUAUAUUGGCAAAGAAUUUUCCCGAACAAUUCCUUCCAUUACCGAACGCUUACACAACUUCGACGGAAUCACAACCAGCAACAUUAUCAACGAACGAACCAACAAAUAAAGUAAAUUCACCUGAUAAACAACUAGUCGCUACACCAUCGAAAGCAUCAACAAAUACUCGUGAAUUAUCAUUCUGGGAAUUACUUCUCAAAUUAGAUCAAUCAUUUAGCAAUCGUACCAAUCGUUCAUCAUCGAAUUCCUCCCAAAAUAUCGCAUCGAUUGUUAUCUCUAAUCCAAACGCAGGUAACAGUCAACGAGCAACAUCGACAUUAAAUAUCAACAAUAAUAACAAUGAAAUUGAUUUCGAAUCGUCACCAUUAGCAGCACUAUUACUCAUGCUCAAUCAUCCGAUCCUCAACAAAAACAGUCAACUAAUGGAUAAACUAUUCAAACUACUUUCAUUGAUUUCUCAAAGCUUUUCGCGACAUAUUAUCACAAAGAAAGAUGCAACACCCUCACCACUAGCUGCCUCGACACCGAUGGCAACUGAUCCAUCCAGCCAAACAGUGAAUCCUUUUCAACAACAGCAAAACCUACCGACAUUGCCAUUGCCAGUCAACCAGUCGAAUACAACGAAUAAACUAGUUGUUUCGGACGAUCAAGUUAUUUUGGGUUCUCAAUUGGACUUAGUUAUCAAUGCAUUAAUCUUGAAAUCAUGUGCGGAAGAUGGUCUCGAGUGUGCAACGAAACUCUUACUCGAUGUUUCGAAAAUCAAUCAAGCAACACGAGACAAAGUUUUGCACUUAUUACUCGAUGGCAUUCGUAAAUUAGGAGAAAAAGUUAGCAGAGAAAUCAAACAAUUACUUCUCGAAGUGCAAGAUUAUCUUUCGAAAAACAAAUCGCUCCUUCCUACAACCAAUGACGAUGAUUCAUCCAAUGCUGCAUCUGAUGAAUCGUUGAAAUUGUUUGAUUCGUACAGAAGUAUUCGUUCGAAUACACUGACAUCAAUAAAUAAUGAUCCCAAUGCUAAACAACAAGAUCUACAAUUACCAGCUAUGGUUAUGUUGACAUCCAAGACUGCAAACCAGCAAUUUUUAUUACGUAUCCUUCGAGUUAUUAUCGAAUUACGUAAUACAACAAAGAAAGAACAAUUGGAUGCGCAAACCCAUUUUGAAACUGAACUUCAUGCGUUGGCACGUCGCCUUGAUACCUUGCGUCAGUCGUUACGUUCGCAAUUUCCAUCGGACGCAGCGAAUCAACAAAAUGAAACUCUUCAACCUAUCGAUGAAUUAGCUAAUCGCUUAGAACAAAUGCGUACACGCUUGCAAACGGUAUUAAAUUCGAGUACACUUGAACAACGUCAACAAAUCUUUUCCCAACAAGAAACUAUCAAUGAUAUUCAAAAUAUUUAUCGAUUAAUUCAGCAAUUAGAAGUUCUAAUUGAGAGUUUCCAUGAACCAACUCUGCCAGCGGCAAUGACAACACGCAUUAAUGAUGUUCUACAAACAAUCCCACCACUACUUCCACAAAUCAGUGAACCAAUGGAUGUCGGCGCAUUGUUACCGGCAACUCCAACGAAAUUAAGCGAUCUGUUGAAUAUCAACCAAUUAUGGAAUUCUUUGAGUGAUUGCCUAUCAUCACUAGCACGAUUACCUGAUCCACAUGCUGUGUUGGUUCUUCAACCGGCUGUCGAAGCAUUCUUUAUCGUUCAUGCCGCUGAUUUAGAUAAUGAAAGCGACAAACAGAAUAAGAAGAAAAAAGAUCGAGAAACCCGCGAAGCUUUGUCACACCUUGAAUGUUUCGGACCAGCACCAACGACAACAUCUGCCGAUCGUGGUGCACCCGAUGAGCCUGUUAUUGCUCCUUCGAAUACAGCAGCGUCAGCAACGGACAUAACAUCACCUACACUUGUUCUUCGAACCGGAAUGUCGCAAACAAUCUCAACCAACGAAUUGCCACUAGAUGCUCAAAAAUUCGUUGAAUUUGCGCGCACACAUCGUACUGUGUUAAAUCAAAUCUUACGUCAAAGUACCCAGCAUUUAAGUGAAGGACCAUUUCAUAUAUUAACUGAUUACACAGCCAUACUCGAUUUCGACGUGAAAAGAAAAUACUUCCGUUAUGAACUCGAUCGUUUGAAAGAUAAUAAUCGCGGUGAAGAUUUAGCUGUACAUGUACGACGUCAAAAUGUCUUUGAAGACUCCUAUCGAGAAUUAAGCCGGCGUCAAUCAGUCGACUGGAAACAUCGGUUUUACAUUGUCUUUGAUGGUGAAGAAGGUCAAGACGCUGGUGGACUUCUCCGUGAAUGGUAUUCAAUUAUCGCACGUUCAAUGUUCGAUUCCAACUAUGCACUCUUCAUGAUUAAUCCAGGCGAUCGCGUUACAUAUAUGCCCAAUCCAUCAUCACAUAUCAACACCAAUCAUUCGCAAUACUUCAAAUUCAUCGGACGUGUCAUAGCUAAAGCUAUCUUUGAUAACAAAUUUAUGGAUUGUUACUUUACACGUUCAUUCUACAAACACAUACUCGGCAUCCCAAUUCGUUAUACUGACAUGGAAUCAGUUGACUUACAAUUCUAUAAGAAUUUAGUGAUGUUAUUGGAAAAUGAUUUACAGCAAUUAGGCUUAGACUUAACAUUUUCAUUGGAUGUCAAUGAAUUUGGCGAGAACAAAGUUGUAGAACUAAUUCCAAAUGGCUCAACUAUCGCUGUGACGAACGAAAAUAAACAUGAAUAUGUUCGUCUUGUUUGCCAAGAGAAAAUGAUUGGUUCAAUUCGAUUGCAAAUCAACUCGUUCUUGGAAGGCUUCUAUUCCAUCAUACCGAAAAGUUUAAUAUCAAUAUUCAACGAACAAGAAUUAGAAUUACUAAUAUCCGGUCUCCCAGACAUCGAUAUUGAAGAUCUCAAAGCAAAUACCGAAUAUCAUAAAUACCGACCGAAUUCUUUACAAGUUCAAUGGUUUUGGCGUGCAUUACGUUCAUUUGAUAAAGAAGAUCUCGCGAAAUUCUUACAAUUUGUUACAGGUACAUCGAAAGUCCCACUACAAGGUUUUGCACAUUUGGAAGGUAUGAAUGGUGCACAAAAAUUUCAAAUACAUCGUGAUGAUCGAUCAACGGAUCGUCUACCCUCUGCACAUACUUGUUUCAAUCAAUUGGAUUUACCGGCAUAUGAAAGCUAUGAUAAAUUACGUAAAAUGUUAUUAAUCGCAAUUCGGGAAUGUGCAGGCUUUGGAUUUGCGUAA